GAUCCCCUCUACCCUGUCUCUUUUGCUCACACAGCAUGGAUCCUUUCUCCAACUUUAUUGCGGUGUUUUAGAGUUGAUUUGUGUUGCUUUGGGAAUAAGGGACUUCGUUAACUCUUCUGGACACCAUGUUUACCACCACCGGCUCUCGGGGGCUGUACAAGGCUCCUCUGUCUAAAGGCCUCCUGCUGGUUCUCAAUUGUCUGACUGUGAUGCUCAAUCUGCUGCCUCAGUACCAAGAGCUAUUCGUAUACAACCUGCAGGCUGUCGCACAGCAGCACCAGGUGUGGAGUUUGUUGUUUGGCAGGGUGAUCUGUCUGGACGUGAAGGACGCCUUCUGCAGCAGCCUGCUCAUCUACAACUUCAGAAUCUUUGAGAGGAGGUUUGGCACCAGGAAGUUUGCUUCCUUCCUGUUUGGUACUUGGGUUCUCUCUGCGUUGAUGGACUUCCUGCUGGCCCAGGCUUUCCAGUUACUGUUUGACUAUGAGGUGGAGGAACUGCCUGCAGGACUGCUCGCUCCAGUCUUCUCUCUGUUCGUGCCUUUCUACCGGCUGAUCCCCCGGAUGCCAGUCACACAGGUCCUGGGCCACAUCCACAUCACCAACAAGUCUCUGGUCUACAUAGUGGGCUUGCAGCUGUUGACGUCCAGUCCCUUCAUGUGGCUCCUUGCACUCAGUGGACUUAUCUCAGGCGGACUGUACCACUCCAAUUUUCUGUGGGUGCAGAAGCUCCUCUUUGUUCCCGCCUGGGUGUCUUGUAUUGGGCGGUAUAUUCUAGAGCCACUCUUUUCAACCUCCCAGCCCAGCAGUGAGACGCCUGUGGGGAUGGGGGCCACUCUGGACAUCCAGAGGCAGCAGAGGAUGGAUAUACUGGACCAGCAGCUGCUGCUCGCCCAAUAUAACGAGUCCACGAGGAACACCAGACCACAGCCACAGCCUGGGUUCUUACAGUGGACCAGGUUGUUCCCCUCCCUCAGACAAAGAGUUCCGAACCGACCCCCGGUGCAGCCCCCCCCCCAGGCUGAGGCACAACCAUCCACACAGUCGCCGCUGCUGGACAACUCUCCUGUGGCCGAGGAGCAGGUUGCACUUUUGGUGGAGAUGGGCUUUACCAGGACAGAUGCCCUGGAGGCCCUCAGAGCUUCAAACAACGACAUAAACAUGGCAACCAAUUUCCUCUUGCAACACUGAGAGAGUGAGAGAGCAAACAGAGGAGGACAGAGAAAAGAACCAGGAAGAGGAGAAACCAAAGCAAAGGAGCGAAAAGCAAAAAAGAAAGAAAUGUAAGACAGUGAAUGAUGGACAAAUUGUACAGAUAAUCUGAAGACUGUGUCAAUGCUCGCUGAAGCAGUUGUCAGGCUGACUCGACCUGAACCGAGUCCGAUAUCAGGCUGAUUAAUGGAGAGGUGUGAAGCACAAGCUGGGAGACAUUUGCGUCAUAGCUUUCUGAAGGCCGCUAUAGUGUGAAGCAGAGCGUCAAAGCUCAAGGCAGACGAGUUACACCUCUAAAUCUGAGGGGUUUCCCUGGGGAAAAUAUACGACAGUGCAGUAAAGGGAAUAUGAGGCGAGUUAUUUCCUUAAACAGAAGUGAUGCUGAAGCACAGGAAUCAGCUGGGAUCCAACUCGCCGUCCACAGGGGGUAACAGAGAGAAGUACCAACUUACAGCUGUGGGGAAAAAACACUGUCCUGUAACGCCACUCUACUUUCAAAGCAGCUAACCAUCAGUAGCAGGUUUACUGCCAAGUAGGUUAACACAUUUGCUUUGGUAUACAACUAGCAUCUUAGACCCUGAAUACUGCUAAUAAAUGAUAUAUAUGACAGGGGUAAAAUAGCAUAGGGAAAUAAAUCAAAAAAGAUAAUGCCUUCUUUAUUCAUUCAAAUUUCAAUGAGAACUUCAGGCCAUCAACUUUUGGAUGUUUAUUUUCUUUACAAAGACAACAGGAGUGAAACAUGAAUGGAGGAUGAGGAAGUGCAGAGGCCAUCCUAACAAUUUCAGAAUUCUUGAUUUAAAAAUCCAUAAAACUACUCUAGUUUUAUUUUAUUACAUCAUGGUUAUUUAUUUAUUUUGGCAGUGUUUCAUAGAGGUUGCAGGGCUCAAACCUUUCCUGCUUGGGAUGUUUUAACAAAGCCUCACUGACAGUUACUGUAGGAGCCACCUCUAAAAGUACAUUGUGGGUCACAGCCAGCUAUCUCAGGGUCUUUGAUGCGACUUAAAAUUACGUGAUCAUAUUUACAGAUAUGGGUGCCCAUUAAACACAUGCAAAGUAUCCCUUUGAAGAGGACGUCAUGUUUCACACUCUUGUUUCUGUAUGACGUCAUUUCAUGCAAACUCCAGGUUUUAUUUAUUCUGUCUUAUCUGAGUUUGAGUGUUUUCUCUGCCAGCACACAUGUCUGGAUAUUGUUAAGUCUCAAAAGGCUGGUGAUAUUUAUUAUGCAAUAUCCUGACGAGACAUUAAUGGAGACUAUUCACGUGCAUAGUAUCUACUUUGUGUAUAUAAACAUGCAAACAUGUCGUGCAAGAGAAGUCACACUGCAGCCACUAUGUAUUGAUGUCAAAGACAGAUGCUAGUUUUAUAUUUUGUGCAUAAUAAUAUUAAUAAUAUAUGACCACUGAGAUGAGUCUGUCGUGCGUGUAUGUAUUUUAAGAGUGGUAUAGUAGUAUAUGGGUGUGCUGAGGAAGUUGUUGCAUGGACAACUUUCUGGUGAAUUGUAAUGAAUCAUUUGAUCUGUGGAAUAAAUUGCAGACUGAAUUAA
Molecule: messenger RNA, 2751 nt
Organism: Eleginops maclovinus (Patagonian blennie)
Lineage: Eukaryota; Metazoa; Chordata; Actinopteri; Perciformes; Eleginopidae
Gene: ubac2
Product: UBA domain containing 2
Exons: 10
Coding region: 126-1187 (353 amino acids)
Molecular function (GO): protein binding; serine-type endopeptidase activity
Source: RefSeq, a predicted model, not a curated record